Melozone crissalis (California towhee) is the source of this 535-nucleotide messenger RNA. It is a transcript of the gene POLE3, whose product is annotated as DNA polymerase epsilon 3, accessory subunit. The record is from RefSeq and is a predicted model, not a curated record. NCBI's taxonomy places the organism in Eukaryota, Metazoa, Chordata, Aves, Passeriformes, Passerellidae. Bases 36 to 467 code for a protein of 143 amino acids. Gene Ontology annotation, biological process: DNA damage response; heterochromatin formation; leading strand elongation. Gene Ontology annotation, molecular function: protein heterodimerization activity; chromatin DNA binding. The transcript is spliced from 5 exons. Gene Ontology annotation, cellular component: epsilon DNA polymerase complex; CHRAC.
GGGGCGGCGGCGGAGCGCGGGCUGGGAGGCCCAGGAUGGCGGAGAGACCGGAGGACCUGAACCUGCCCAACGCCGUCAUCACCCGCAUCAUCAAGGAGGCGCUUCCUGAUGGAGUCAAUAUUUCCAAAGAAGCCCGGAGCGCGAUCUCCCGAGCAGCGAGCGUGUUUGUGCUCUAUGCAACAUCAUGUGCAAAUAACUUUGCCAUGAAGGGGAAGAGGAAAACCCUGAAUGCUGGCGACGUGCUCUCUGCCAUGGAGGAGAUGGAGUUCCAGAGAUUCGUGGCCCCUCUGAAGGAAUCCCUGGAAGUUUACAGGCGGGAGCAGAAAGGAAAGAAAGAGGCCAGGAAAGAUAAAGACAAGAAGGCAGACUCGGAGGAGCAAGAUAAGAGCCGAGAGGACGACAAUGAUGACGAUGAUGAAAGGAUGGAGGAGGAAGAACCAAACGAUGAGGAAGAGGUGGACAACUGAGCUGGCUCGUGGGCAGGGGCUGGGGUGUGCUCAGAGGGAUGUAAAGGCUGAAAACUGACCUUGCUGCA